This is a messenger RNA of Homarus americanus (American lobster), 721 nucleotides long. RefSeq lists its product as uncharacterized. The record is from RefSeq and is a predicted model, not a curated record. The transcript has 3 exons. Lineage: Eukaryota; Metazoa; Arthropoda; Malacostraca; Decapoda; Nephropidae. Bases 77 to 334 code for a protein of 85 amino acids.
GUGGCAGCAAUGGUCAGCUCAAGUCACCUGCCGAGACAACAAUCUGAGGCGGUUUGAAACAGAAUGAGUUGCUAACAUGCCUGUGUACAACAUUUCACUUGCUGAAAUCAACCAAAGAUACGGCAUUAAACCAGAAUAUAAUGACUACACUCCGUUUUAUGUUGGGAUUGCCUUCUGUACCAUUAUUGGACUAGUUCUUAUUAUGGUAAAUUGGAUCUGCAGUUGCUGUCACGAGCAUUCUAAGUAUUGGAACGACCCAGAUACUGGCAACCGGUUUGCUUCCCUUAUCUUUGUCCGCACGCCCAAGCAGCGACCCAUGGAUGCUCUCUUCUAAAGAAUCUAUUAUUUUAAUGUUGGUUAUAAGAGUAUUGACUGUUUGUAUGCCUCUCCUCUUAUAGGUUGUGCAAAACCAAAUUUCUCAUACAUUGUGCAUCGUUCUCUAUCUGCCACUCAGAACCAGCUUGGAGGUUCUAUAUCUGUAGGAAGUGACUUGAGUUUGCCAUUAGUAAUAACAAUGGCAGUUCAUGCUGCUUGGCCCCCACUCGCAUGCUUGGCAAUGUUUGUGAUGGUCAUAGCUUUUAUAAUCAUAAAGUAUGGCGAUCGCCUCUGCCGUGCCCGCUCCGUACCUAGACCUCAAAAUUUUGAAUUAGAAGACGCCUCCUCAGAGAACACAAUGUCCUGCCUGUACGAUGAGAAGGGUGGCAGCAUUACACAUAUUGAG